AUGUUGAUGCGGGAACGAGAUCGGGAGCGAAAGCGCAUGAAGCGUCUAAAUCCCGAGUAUCGUCGCAUGGAACAGGAACGGGAUCGUGACCGGAAAAAGGCUCGUCGUGCCAAUGAAGCUUUUCGUCAGCUGGAAAAGCUACGUGAUAAAAUACGUAAAGAACGCAAAAAGGGCAUCAUUACUGAAGAGUCGCUGCAAGCUGAAUUUGCAAAUAUACCGCCAGUGCCUGUUGAACCGGAGGUGAUCAUAUCAGAUCCGGCGACUGACGAUGGUGACGCUCCGUCACAAGCUAAUAGUCGCCAGCGCGCCUUAGCCCCCAUAGCUAGCCAUAAUUCAAGGCCUUCGUCAACGUCAAAUAAUUGCCAUACCACUCCCACCACGGCAAUGAGCACAGUGGCAGCGUCCAGUAUCUCGGCAGCUAGUGUACACAUUCACCAACAGGCCCAUAUGGCACAACUGAAUAAAAGUAUACUCUAUCCACCACCGAAUUUUGCUCAUCAUCCGCUUCCGAUUGCCGGUGUAACACUAAUGCCACAAUUGUGCCAUCCAAUCUUACAUCAGAACUUAACCGCUUCUUUGUAUCCAACCAACGGCAUUAAACAGGAAUAUCAUGCAAUCAAGCAGGAAUAUAAUACGGAGGCAACCGCCUCAUCUCAUGUUAUUGCGAGUGGUUCUCAUGUGCCAGGCGCCUCGAGCUCGAGCAACGGCGAUGAGCGUGAAAUUGCAAUAAUUGAACCAGAAAUCAUUUUGCACACUUCAACCGAUAUUAUUGCAGCACCACAUCACUUCCAGAACGCGCAUGCACACGCUCACCAUUUACAUCAGCAGCAGUGUGGCAUGUUUCAACACAUUGCGCCACAGGCGCACAUGUCACAGAUGCGCACACACCCGCCUUUACCACCGCCACCACCAGCCAGUCAUGUCCAGCAGCAGCAGCAACAACAAAUGCACCAACACUAUGCGGCCAACAAAGGGCCUUAA
Molecule: messenger RNA, 981 nt
Organism: Rhagoletis pomonella (apple maggot)
Lineage: Eukaryota; Metazoa; Arthropoda; Insecta; Diptera; Tephritidae
Exons: 1
Coding region: 1-981 (326 amino acids)
Source: RefSeq, a predicted model, not a curated record